UCGCCUGCUGUUGUUGAUGGGAGGUCUGCAGCAGGCUGUACAGUAUCUUGUUGUCACAGGGUGUACAUACAGGGUGUACACGUACACCCUAUCUGCCUGUAGCAAAGUGUACACACGUGCUAUCUGACUGUAGCAGUGUACAUACACAGUGUACACGUACACCCUAUCUGCCUGUAGCAAAGUGUACACACGUGCUAUCUGACUGUAGCAGUGUACAUACACAGUGUACACGUACACCCUAUCUGCCUGUAGCAAAGUGUACACGCGUGCUAUCUGACUGUAGCAGUGUACAUACACAGUGUACACGUACACCCUAUCUGCCUGUAGCAAAGUGUACACACGUGCUAUCUGACUGUAGCAGUGUACAUACACAGUGUACACGUACACCCUAUCUGCCUGUAGCAAAGUGUACACGCGUGCUAUCUGACUGUAGCAGUGUACAUACACAGUGUACGUGUACACCCUAUCUGACUGUAGCAGUGUACAAAAUGAAAACAAUGAACCAUGGCUUCCUAGCCAUUUCCUGCGGCUACGUGACCGUAGGCUGAUGGCGUUACGUAGUUUGAUUUUACUUUCGUUUGAUCGAGUGAUCUUGUGUAACGUGAUUGACGUGUCUUCUCUGUGCGACGUGUAACGUGUGAUUGACGUGUCUUCUCUGUGUGACGUGUAACGUGUGAUUGACGUGUCUGCUGCACUUGAGGUGUUGCUGACGUCUGUUCUACCUAGAAAUGCGUCAUCACCAUGGCUACGUCAUACGCAAGUGGUAUCAACUAGAGCAGACACGUCAAUAGCACGUCACACGUCAAGUAGAACAGACAAUGACACCUUCCAUGACACAGAAGAAGCAGUCGUUGUUGAAGGAUCGCUGCCUGAGGUCGUGAACCUGAUCUACACCAGCCGUUAACCCAUUUGCAUAAACAGACAGGGAGAUAGUUCGGCUACAAAAGACUGAGAGUAUCAUUAUCAUUUAGCCAGCCUUGAGUGGUGUCAGUCAGUUAUACCUGCUGGCACCGGCUGUUGCCUCCACCUCACCCACCCCACCUCCACCUGCCCAUCCCCACCCUCCCUCCCGACUCUCUCAGCUCUCGUCCAUCGCCAACUACUGAGCUGUUGGGGCAAGAUCCCCGUGGCUUAUCUUACAGUCGUACUGCCCUUAUCUCUGACAGACAGGUGUGUACUGGAUGUCAACUCUGACCUCAUGAGGCGGGCCAUCUAGCAGUGGACCUCCCAUCUAACAGUGGAUUUCUCAUCUAACUUUAUCUGACAGUAGACCUCCUCCCAUCCAACAGUAGACCUCCCAUCUAAGUGAUCUAACUGUAUCCAACAGUAGACCUCCCAUCUAACAGUGAACUUCUCAUCUAACACCAAGAAACAGUGGACCUGCCAUCGAACAGACAAUGAACCUACUAUGGAACUAAAAGCAACAGUGGACUUUGCGAGUGAAAUCAAAGGGACUGAACGUCCUGUGGUCCACCUGUCACAAUCGGAGACCUAUCACGUGAUUAGCCGGACACCAGUCACGUGACAAACAAGCGCCAGAAUCUUCUUUGCCUCAGGGCCUGCCUGCAGCCUCAUGGAGAAGGGCAAGAACGACAGCUGCACCUUUGUGCAGGUGAGCACCAGCCUUGAAGGAGCAGCCGCUCAUUCCAAUUAUGCCCAUGACCACGCCCACCAUUCCCAUGACCACGCCCACCAUUCCCAUGACCACGCCCACCAUUCCCAUGACCACGCCCACAGCCACGAGGUGAUGGAGUCCCCAGGUAGAUACCGCGACAGACAGCAACCGCUGUACCGCAGCGACUGGACACAGAGAGCCUUCACUGUGGGUGUUGGGGGUCCCGUGGGGUCAGGAAAGACAGCCCUGCUGUUGGCUCUAUGCCGCAACCUUCGUGAUACCCUGAGUAUCUGUGUCGUCACCAACGACAUCUUCACCAGGGAGGACUGGGAGUUUCUUGUCCGGAACGAGGCACUUCCUGAAGAGCGCAUGCGCGCCGUGGAAACUGGGGGCUGUCCUCACGCCGCCAUCAGAGAGGACUUCUCUCUGAACAUAGAAGAGGUGAAGGAACUCACGCGAAAGUUCCACCCAGAUUUGGUCUUUGUCGAGUCCGGAGGAGACAACCUGGCCGCAAACUUCAGCCGCGAGUUAGCGGACUUCAUCAUCUACGUCAUAGACGUUGCAGGAGGUGACAAGGUGCCGAGAAAAGGUGGUCCAGGUAUUACACAAAGUGAUCUGCUUGUCAUCAACAAAACAGAUCUGGCGGCAGCUGUGGGUGCUGACCUACAGGUGAUGUCUGCGGACGCUAGUCUCAUGCGGCAGAAGGGACCCACGGUCUUCACUCAGGCUAAGCAUGGACUCGGCAUCGCAGACGUGGCCCAGUACAUCACACUUGCUCUUCAAGAGCAAACACUUCGCAAAUAACAGAUCCUGGUCACAUGUCACAAUUGUUGUGUGUGUCCUCGUGACUAGUGUCAUCAGUGCAGUCAUUAUAAUCUGAAAAUAUUCUGAAGUAACCUCUCUUGAUGUCAGUUUUUUGUAGAGAAAAUUUCAAUUCACAAAAAUGCUGCCUACCUUCAAGAUGUAUGGCGAACAUGCAUCUAAUAAUUAUCACAAUUCAACUCUUCGAGUACAAAUUAACUAUAUCCCAGCGCGAAGUUUGACUCUACAUACAGGUAAACUAGGCAAGCUAGGCAAGCUAGGCAAGCAUUUUCCUAUCCUCAGGCUUGCGGCUGUGAUGGUCCGGCCUUGGUCAGUGGAUUUUUCUCCUUAUUUUACAUUUUUCUUUUAAAGAAAGGUCUCAGAAAAGAACACCCAAACAUUACACAUGCAGAUGUUGAGUUUUGUCUGAGUAUUCAGCCUGGGGUGAGAAGCAGUGAAAAUUACAAGGCGACCUGGAUAGGUCGUCUGCCCUGGCUGGCUCUCUGCAGCCCUGUGUACACACGCACGUGUGUGUGUGUGCCUGUUUCAAGUUAAUGCAUGGAUGAGUAUAAGAAACAGCUAAUGAUUGUGUGUGUAGCUGUGUGAUGUGUAAACACUUCAUAUAAGAGUGAUUCACUGUAUGCAGUUAGUCACGUAGAACUGAUUCACUGUCUGUCAUGCAGUUAGUCUUGUAAAAGUGAUUUACUCUGUGCGUCCUGUUAGUCUUUUAGAAGUGAUUCACUGUGUAUAAUUUGUCAUGUAGAAGUGAUUCACUGUGUCCAGUUCUUCUUGUGAAAAGUAGAAUCUAACACUCUAAUCCUGCUUUCUUUUACGUUUUCCAAUAAACUAAACAUAAACUUUUCUAGGUGGACUGGGCACUGUUUUAACUACACCCAAAUAAGACGUACAAGCAGCUUGCUUUGAAGUCAAACAUUGUAACUCUCAAAAUUUUAGUGUAUGUAUAUAUUAUCUACAAAGUGCAUCAUAUAAAGUCUGAUUACAUGAAUUUUGCUUUGCACACAAUUUUCAAAAGCAUAAAUAAAAGAAUUAAAGUUUGAGAACAGUUUGCGACACAGCAGCCUACUUCAAGAAUUAGCACAUCACCAGCGUAUAUAUUAUGCUCAUUAAUGCAUUUGAGAAGUUUUGAAUAUUCAUACAGGAUAAUUUUGAAUUUCCCUUAAAUUGUCAUUUUUGUUGUUUAGUAUAUUGGAAGAUUGAGAUGUUACAAACAUAAACAGAAUUGACAGUGUCAUGCAGAUGUUUUCAUUUCUUGUAUGUGAAAAACAGCCAGUGUUUCAGUCAGUUGACUAAGCAGUUAAACAUCUACAAAAGCUUCUUCUUUUAUGCAAAAAAAGUAUAAUUUUGUGUGGUAAACAUAUAAAAUGUCAUGGCCACAUACAUUACACAAUACACACAUGCAUAUUAUACAAAUACACAUAGAAACAAUCACAUUUACUCCUGUACUAUUCCGACAAAAAGCAAAAGUGUAUUUGCACAACCAAGAAAUUCAAUCACCAAAAAUCAUUAUUUGCAACAUCAGUUGUGACAAAGUCUCUCCUUGGUGCUGCUUAUAUUAAAUAGAAUCUGAAAUAUAUAUACUAUUGUCAAAAAUCUUAAGAUUGAACAAAAUCAAUUUAUCAUUGCUGUUUGUAAACAGUCUCCAGUGCGCAAGCAUAAUACUGAUAAUAAAGCUGAGCAAGAA
Messenger RNA from Pomacea canaliculata, 4118 nucleotides. Its product is annotated as urease accessory protein UreG-like. Gene Ontology annotation, molecular function: GTPase activity; nickel cation binding. The record is from RefSeq and is a predicted model, not a curated record. Lineage: Eukaryota; Metazoa; Mollusca; Gastropoda; Architaenioglossa; Ampullariidae. The transcript is spliced from 8 exons. Bases 1574 to 2419 code for a protein of 281 amino acids.